This is a messenger RNA of Drosophila nasuta, 3536 nucleotides long. It is a transcript of the gene Spt5, whose product is annotated as Transcription elongation factor subunit Spt5. The transcript is spliced from 11 exons. Gene Ontology annotation, molecular function: mRNA binding; protein binding. NCBI's taxonomy places the organism in Eukaryota, Metazoa, Arthropoda, Insecta, Diptera, Drosophilidae. The record is from RefSeq and is a predicted model, not a curated record. Gene Ontology annotation, biological process: transcription elongation by RNA polymerase II; transcription elongation-coupled chromatin remodeling; regulation of transcription by RNA polymerase II. The coding region runs from base 147 to 3383 and encodes 1078 amino acids. Gene Ontology annotation, cellular component: DSIF complex.
CUGCGGUCACGCUUAAACCAGGCGUCUAUAAAAAAGUAAAGUGCAACCCUAUCUAUGUGGAAACAGUGUGUUGGAAUUACGGAAAGUUAUAAAGUUUAGCAAAUGAACAAUAAACAUACAUAGUUUAAUAACCAAUAUUGUGAAAAAUGUCGGACUCCGAAGUCAGCAAUAUGUCGGACAGUGGCUCCGAGGAUGGAUCGAUAUCUAACAAGUCGCAGCAAAGUGUUCGAUCCAAAUCUGGCUUUCGAUCAAGGUCGCGAUCCGUGUCCAGAUCCAGGUCUAGAUCAUCACGGUCACGGUCGCAUUCGGCUCACUCUGGCUCUGGGUCAGAUUCCCCUCAACCACAGGGAGGACGUGCAAAUCGACGCAAGAGCGAGGACUCUGAGGACGAUCAGGGUGAAGAUAUAGACUCGGAGGAAUACGACGAAGAGGAAAACGAUGACCAUCCAAGAAAGAAGAAGAAGAAGGAGCGCUUUGGAGGUUUCAUCAUUGACGAAGCUGAAGUGGAUGACGAGGUGGACGAGGAUGAUGAGUGGGAGGAAGGCGCCAACGAGAUUGGCAUUGUUGGCAACGAAAUUGACGAGCUCGGUCCAACCGCUAGAGAUAUUGAAAUUCGACGACGCGGCACCAAUUUGUGGGACACUCAAAAAGAGGAUGAGAUCGAGGAGUAUCUGCGAAAGAAAUAUGCUGACGAAUCAGUAGCGAAGCGACAUUUUGGUGAUGGUGGCGAAGAAAUGUCCGAUGAAAUCACUCAGCAAACUCUGUUGCCCGGCAUCAAGGAUCCAAAUUUAUGGAUGGUCAAGUGCCGCAUUGGUGAAGAGAAGGCGACGGCAUUGCUCUUGAUGCGAAAGUUCUUAACCUACUUGAACACCGAUGAUCCUUUGCAAAUUAAAUCGAUUAUCGCACCAGAAGGUGUGAAGGGAUACAUCUAUCUGGAGGCAUACAAGCAAACACACGUCAAAACCGCCAUCGAUAAUGUGGGAAAUUUGCGUGUAGGCAAAUGGAAGCAGGAAAUGGUGCCGAUUAAAGAAAUGACAGAUGUUCUCAAAGUCGUCAAAGAGCAGGUUGGCCUUAAGGUCAAGCAAUGGGUGCGAUUAAAGCGCGGUCUUUACAAGGAUGAUAUUGCGCAAGUGGACUAUGUGGACUUGGCACAAAAUCAAGUGCAUCUCAAACUUUUGCCACGCAUCGAUUACACCCGCAUGCGAGGUGCAUUAAGAACCACAGCGACGGAGAAUGACGAUAGCAAGCGUAAGAAGAAACGUCGACCAACAGCAAAGCCAUUUGAUCCUGAGGCUGUUAGGGCUAUAGGAGGCGAAGUUCAUUCGGAUGGUGACUUUUUGCUCUUUGAAGGAAAUCGCUACUCGCGCAAAGGGUUUUUGUACAAAAACUUCACCAUGUCCGCAAUUCUUUCGGAGGGUGUUAAGCCAACACUGGCUGAACUGGAGCGUUUUGAAGAAACACCAGAGGAGGUGAAUAUGGAAAUUAUGGCCAAUGCGAAGGAUGAUCCUACGGCCGCUCAUUCCUUCUCCAUGGGUGAUAAUGUUGAAGUCUGCGUGGGAGAUUUGGAAAAUUUACAAGCUAAGAUUGUUGCUAUUGAUGGCACCAUGAUCACAGUGAUGCCCAAGCAUCAGGACUUAAAGGAUCCACUUAUCUUCAAAGCAAGCGAGUUGCGUAAAUACUUCAAAACUGGCGAUCACGCCCGAGUUUUGGCUGGACGUUAUGAAGGCGAAACCGGUCUAAUUAUUCGUGUGGAACCAGCGCGUGUUGUGCUUGUCUCUGAUUUAACUAAUCAUGAGCUUGAGGUGUUGCCACGAGACUUGCAGCUCUGCUCUGAUGUCGCAACUGGUGUCGAUUGUCUUGGCCAAUUUCAAUGGGGAGAUCUUGUGCAACUCGACUCUCAAAAUGUCGGUGUUAUUGUGCGCUUGGAACGAGAGAACUUUCAUGUGUUGGGCAUGAAUGGAAAAUGCAUUGAGUGCAAGCCAACUGCUCUGCAUAAACGUCGGGAAAAUCAGAAUACUGUUGCUCUUGAUGCUGAUCAAAAUCAAAUUCGUCGUCGCGAUAUUGUCAAAGUAAUGGAGGGACCCCAUGCCGGACGCUCUGGCGAGAUCAAGCACUUGUACCGCAGCUUGGCAUUCCUGCAUUGCCGCAUGUACACAGAGAAUGGCGGAAUAUUUGUGUGCAAGACACGUCAUUUGCAAUUGGCCGGUGGCAGCAAGACUAACGUCAGCAAUCCCAACACAAUGGGUGGCUUAGGAUUCAUGUCGCCGCGCAUACAAUCGCCAAUGCAUCCAUCUGGUGGUCGUGGUGCUCGUGGUGGAUCACGGGGCGGACGCGGCGGAUUCCGUGUGACUCGCGACCGAGAACUUUUGGGCAAAACCAUCAAGAUUUGUGGCGGACCUUACAAAGGUGCUGUGGGAAUUGUUAAAGAUGCUACUGAGAGCACAGCCCGUGUGGAGCUCCAUACAUCGUGUCAAACCAUUUCAGUGGAUCGUAAUCACAUUGUAAUUGUCGGAGAACCCGGCAAGGAGGGCAGCGUAUCUACCUAUGGUCGCACUCCGGCACGCACACCUGGCUAUGGAGCUCAAACACCCAGCUACACUGCUGCUGGCUCCAAGACGCCUCUGGUUGGCAGUCAAACACCCAACUGGGAUACUGAUACGCGCACUCCUUAUGGCACAAUGACGCCAUCACAUGAUGGCAGCAUGACGCCGCGCCAUGGUGCUUGGGAUCCCACUGCCAAUACAACUCCGGCUCGCAAUACUGACUUUGAUUAUUCGUUGGAGGAACCAAGCCCCAGUCCAGGCUACAAUCCAAGUACUCCUGGUUACCAAAUGUCAUCGCAAUUCGCACCUCAAACUCCUGGUACGCUGUACGGCUCGGAUAGAAGUUAUAGUCCAUUUAAUCCAAGCCCCAGUCCUGCACCAUCUCCUUAUCCGGUUGGUUAUAUGAAUACUCCUUCGCCAUCGACUUACUCACCCAAUACACCCGGCGGUGUUCCACAAUCGCCAUACAAUCCACAAACACCUGGCGCCAGUCUGGACUCCACCAUGGGCGAUUGGUGUACUACUGAUAUUGAGGUGCGAAUUCACACGCACGAUGAUACCGAUCUUGUUGGUCAAACUGGCAUCAUACGCACUGUUUCCAAUGGUGUCUGUUCUGUGUUCCUGCGCCAGGAGGAUCGUAGCGUGUCGAUUGUCAGCGAGCAUUUGGCUCCGGUUCCACCCAAUAGCGGUGAUGAAUUCAAAGUUAUCUAUGGCGAGGAAAGAGAAUCUGUGGGCAAAGUUUUGUCCAAACAAGAGGGUGACGUUCUUGUCUGCAAGAUAAAUGAUGAGGUUAAAAUGAUACCCAUUAAUCAUUUGUGCAAGAUGAAGUCCAUUGAUUAAUUUUGCAUUCUUUUACAAUUAAUUUCAAAGUGUCGAGAAAUAAUCCAGUUUCACUUGUUUACUUGAACUGCUUAUAAAACAAUGUUAUAAAUGUCGAAAUUUUGAAUAUAGAGCAUACCCACUAAUAGGGGUAAACAACAAUUCAUAUGUUUC